This is a messenger RNA of Penicillium soppii, 501 nucleotides long. Its product is annotated as putative NADH-ubiquinone oxidoreductase 178 kDa subunit. Bases 1 to 501 code for a protein of 166 amino acids. The record is from RefSeq and is a predicted model, not a curated record. Lineage: Eukaryota; Fungi; Ascomycota; Eurotiomycetes; Eurotiales; Aspergillaceae. The transcript has 3 exons. Gene Ontology annotation, cellular component: mitochondrion.
AUGUUUGCCAGACGAUCUGCUACCUCGACGCGGCAGUUGCUGCACGCCCAGCGCCGCUGGGGCUCUCAUGCCGCCCACGAGCCCGUGAACGAAGGCUUCGGCCGCAGCUUGUACGUCACCGCUGGCUCCAUCGCCGGUGCUUACAUCCUUUACCGCAUCAGCAAGUCCACCGAGGAAUCCGAUUCCCCGUCCUUCAUCUCCGGCCUUAUUAGCAAGUGGACCCCCUCCCAGGAGACCUUCGAGCAGCGCAAUGCUAUCCACACCGCUAUUAUGGAGAAGGUUGCUGAAGACCGCCACUUGCUUGGUAGUCAGGGCCCCCGUGAGGCUAUUGAGCUGAUGCAGCCUGAUAUGAUGAACACCGGCUCGCCUUACAACGUCUCCCCUGGCUCUCAGGCCGAUCUCAGCGCCGUCGUGGCUCAUUACAAGCGCAAGAACCAGGAGAUCGAGGACGCCCGGGUUGCGCGUAUGAAGGAUGGCAAGGCUUCUUCUCUCUACGAUUAG